Molecule: messenger RNA, 391 nt
Organism: Staurois parvus
Lineage: Eukaryota; Metazoa; Chordata; Amphibia; Anura; Ranidae
Source: the annotation of a GenBank genome assembly
CUGGACAUCAGGGGCUGGCAUGUCGGGCUGUGUAGCGGGCAGAGGCACGUCAGCGGGCACCGAGUCAUCUGGCACGACAGCGGGCACAGAGUCACCGGGCACGUCAGCGGGCACCAAGCCUUCUAGCAGAACUGCGGGUACCGGGUCACCAAGCUCGACAGCAGGCACCAAAUUAACUGGCACGACAGCGGGCACCGAGUCAACUGGCACGACAGCAGGCACCGAGUCAACUGGCAUCGAGUCAUCUGGCUCGACAGCGGGCACCGAGUCAACUGGCACCAAGUCAACUGGCAUCAAGUCAUCCGGCUCAACAGCGGGCACUGAGUCAACUGGCACCGAGUCAACUGGUACGACAGCGGGCACCAAGUCAACUGGCACCGAAUCAUCAGGC